AUGGUAGAUGUUGCAGGAGUUGUUGUCCUUAUUGUAUUUUACGUCAUAAUUCUAGUGGUUGGAAUACUGGCAGCAAAAUACACUAAGACAGAGGGGGCAUCCGAGACGGAACGUUCAUUGGUAGCUGGAAGGCAGCUGAAUCUCUGUGUCGGCAUAAUUUCUAUGACAGCAAGCGCUGUUGGAGGUGGAUUCCUUAAUGGAUAUGCUGAAUCCGUUGCACUGUAUGGGUUAAUCUGGACGUUAAUACCCGUUGGUGGUAUGAUUGGAAAUUUCCUAUCAUCGUUUGCCUUUGGAGGUGAAAUGCGCAGGAGGAAAUAUUUAACCAUGUUGGAUCCUUUUUAUGAGAAAUACGGAAAAGAAGUGACGGCCAUUUUGUUUCUGGUUGCACUUUUUUCCGAUACACUGUGGACUGCCUCUAUUUUAAGUGCCUUGGGCUCAAGUCUUAGCAUUAUACUUGGACUGAGUUCGGUGGUAUCCAUUGUCGUAUCAGCCUUGAUAGCAGUAUGCUACACUAUGAUUGGUCAGAUGAUUUCCGUGUCUUACACAGACGUAGUGGAGUUGGCGUUCAUUAUUAUCGGGUUUGGUAUCGCCAUACCAUUUGCUGCAUCAAAUGAAAAUGUCAACCUAAGUUCCCUCAGUGAAACACAAGAUAGAUGGCUUGGUACGAUUAAACCAAUACAGAUUGCAUCGUAUAUAGACUUAGUUAUUACAGUUUGGAUACUAGGAGCUUUGCCAUGGCAGUGUCUUUAUCAACGGUUUUUAUCAGCGAAAUCUGUUAGAGAUGCAAAGAUAAUGGGAGUUCUUGGAGGAAUUAUGGUCGCUAUCAUUGGAGCGGCACCGAUAUCUAUUGGGAUCAUAGGAAUUGUGACGGACUGGAACAAUACAAGUUAUGGAGCGGAUCCCAUACAAGCCAAUGAAGCAAGUAUGAUACUGCCAUUAGUGAUGUAUCAUCUCACACCAAAACCUGUUGCAAUAAUAGCACUCUGCGCUGUGACAGCUGCUGUUAUGUCUUCAAUGGACUCUGCCAUAUUAGGAGCAAGCGGAAUGUUUACUCAAAACGUCUACAGAGUCGUAAUUCGUAAAAAGCCAUCAUUACGAGAACAAACCUGGGUACGACAAAUAGCAUUGGUUGUCAUGGGCGUUACAUCGUCGUUAAUUGCUAUAUUUGGAGGAACUACUGUCAUUGGGUUGUACUAUGCGUCUGCAGAUGUUGCUGUGGUUGUAAUAGUUCCACAGCUGAUAUGUAGCAUGUACAUUGGAGUUGCCAACGGGUACGGGGCCUUGUUAGGCUCUGGUUUGGCUUUAGUGCUCAUCUUUGGAAAAGGCCAGCCUAUGAUUAAUGUAUACGCGUUUGUUCCAUAUCCGCCGUAUGACAAUGAGGGAGAUAUAUUUCCUGUUCGAAGUCUUUGUAUGAUCGUCGCUAUCUUGACCACUGUAGUAGUCUCCUACGUUACACGGAUGAUGUUUAAAAAAGGACUAUUGGCUCAAAGAUUCGAUAUUUUCAACCAGUUCUCGACAGUAAAACCUGAAGUGUCUGAUGACUUGUUCCAAGACGGAGAAUCCAAUAGGGAUAUUCUUUUAAAAACCACUUAACUGUGCAUGAUUGCAAGCUGUGAUUGAGUGCCUGAUAUAACACGGAACUACACUAGUAUGUAGUCUUGUCAA
Molecule: messenger RNA, 1665 nt
Organism: Owenia fusiformis
Lineage: Eukaryota; Metazoa; Annelida; Polychaeta; Sabellida; Oweniidae
Source: the annotation of a GenBank genome assembly